Girardinichthys multiradiatus is the source of this 1337-nucleotide messenger RNA. RefSeq names its product 2-oxoglutarate and iron-dependent oxygenase domain containing 2 (gene ogfod2). The record is from RefSeq and is a predicted model, not a curated record. The transcript has 7 exons. Bases 109 to 1158 code for a protein of 349 amino acids. Lineage: Eukaryota; Metazoa; Chordata; Actinopteri; Cyprinodontiformes; Goodeidae. Gene Ontology annotation, molecular function: iron ion binding; L-ascorbic acid binding; oxidoreductase activity, acting on paired donors, with incorporation or reduction of molecular oxygen.
AGACGCACAGGAAGUAUGAGGCAGGGAAGGAACAACGUAAGUUGCAGCAGCAGUGGGAGCUCUGUUUUUCAGUAGUUUAGAAUCCAAUAAUGCCUUAAAGGGAGAAACAUGACAAACGAGGGAGACAGGAAGUCCAAGUUUUAUACGUGUAGCUGCUUCACGACUGAUAACAUCUUCCUGGACGAAUACAAGCUGCAUGUUCGUUUUGUGUCCGAGAAGCAGUUCAGACUGGAUUACCAACCACUGCUAACGAGGCUUGGUUGCGUCACGGAGCAGCAGUUUGUAGACGUGCUUACAAAGAUAUCCCAGGAGGUUGACAGAAGAAGGUGCAUAUGUGAGACAUCUGCUGAAAGAACUGCUGCCAUAAAACAUAUGUACCAGCCUCUCCAUCCUCAUGUCUACCAUCUGCAGGAGUCCUACCUCGCUCCGAAGCUCAUGCAGAUUGUUGAGUACUGCAGAAGUAGUGGCACUUGUGAAGGCCUUGUGGAACUGCUAGAGGACGUAGGAGCUCCAAGAGUGUAUCGGUUCCCAGUGUUUGAGAAGAACUUCUGUGAGGAGCUGGUGGAGGAGCUGGAGCACUUUGAGGAGUCGUCAGCCCCUAAAGGAAGACCCAACACCAUGAACCACUAUGGAAUUCUUCUCAAUGAGUUGGGCUUUGACAAGGGCUUCAUCAUUCCUCUUCGUGAGCGCUACCUGCAGCCACUCACUUCUCUGCUGUACCCGGACUGUGGGGGUCGCUGUCUGGACAGCCACAAAGCUUUUGUCGUUAAAUAUGACAUGAAUGAGGACCUGGAUUUGAGCUAUCACUAUGACAACGCAGAGGUCACUUUGAAUGUUUCCCUGGGCAAAGAGUUCACCGAUGGAAACCUUUUUUUUGGUGAUAUGAAACAGGUGCCUGUUAGUGAGACUGAGUGCACAGAGAUUGAACACAGGGUUACUGAGGGGCUCCUGCACCGGGGCCAACACAUGCAUGGGGCCCUACCUAUAUCCUGUGGCCAGCGUUGGAACCUCAUCAUCUGGAUGAGGGCCUCACAGGAACGCAACAAACUGUGCCCUAUGUGCAACAGAAGGCCCUCGCUGGUGGAGGGAGAUGGCUUUGCUGACGGAUUUACAAAACACCCAGAAGCCCAGCAGAAUGACUCGUGUGCUUUAACGUGAUUGUAUCGAACUGUUGUCUGUCUCCGAUCACAGACACAGGGACUUUAGGGAUCUUCUUUCUUUAAAUAUAGAUUAAAGAUCAAGUCUAUCCUCUCAAUAAAACAAGCUGCUAAGUACAUCUGGAUCUGGUGACAUCAUAUAUCAUAUAAUGUGAUUAAAACUCUUUAAUUAGUCCCUUA